GGAAGCCUUGCGGGCACCGUUGCUGACGCGCCUGCGUGGACACCGUUGCUGUGGCGCCUGCGUGGGCGGGAAGUGCCGGCCGUAUGCAGUCUCCGUGGCCACUGCUGGGCGUUGGGCGUUUGGUUGUCGGUGGAGGCGUGGCUCAUGGCCCCGGUGUCCCAGUCCCGCUAUCCCGAGGACGCCGCCGGCUCUCGGAGGCGGCGACGCAGCUCUGUGGGGAGCCCGCCGUCCGCGCUGGCCAGACGCUUCCCUUGUGGAGGCCGCUCCCGCUCUCACUCCCGCGACCUCGAGGGCCUCAGGCCUUCGUGGGGGGUGUCGGGCGUUAGCUACCCGAGUCCGCUGGGCCGAUCUGAGUCGCGGGCACAGCCUUCGGGGCCCCGCAACUACGCGUUCUCGUCCUCUUCCGUCCACUCUGGCGGAUGCCGCUUCCAUCACCACUAUGCGGGCGACCUGCAGUGGGCCAAAGAGUAUGAGAAGGAGAAGGAGGAGAGCUAUCGUCAGAGGUGGCUGAAAGAGAGAGAGAGGAUUGGGGAGCUGGGAGCUCCUGAGGUGUGGGGGCUCUCUCCAAAGUUUCCUGAGCCGGAUUCUGAUGAACAUACCCCAGUGGAGGAUGAAGCGGUAAAGAGUCAGGAGACCAGCAGUUCAGAUUCCAGCUCCGAAGAAAACGGGAAUACCAGUCGUUCAAAAAGCAAGAAGAAAAGAAAAAAGUCUAAAACAAAACAUAGGAAACAUUCUGAUAAGAGUAAUUCAGACUCCGACAUUAAUUCUAGUUCUGAUGAUAAAAAGAGGGCCAAAAAAGCCAAGAAGAAGGAAAAGAAGAAGAAACACAGGGCAAAAAGAACCAAGAAAAAGAAGAAUAAGAACAAAGAAUCCAGUGACUCAAGCUUUAAAGAUUCAGAAGGGGAGUUGCCAGAAGAUACCUGGAUUGAGCAGUCAAAGAUUACAGAUACCAUGGAUCUAAUAGGCCCAGAAGCACCUGUAAUACAUGUCUCUCAAGAUGAGAAACCUUUGAACUAUGGCCAUGCUCUGCUCCCAGGUGAAGGUGCAGCAAUGGCUGAGUAUGUGAAAGCUGGAAAGCGAAUCCCACGAAGAGGUGAAAUUGGGCUGACAAGUGAAGAGAUUGCUUCAUUUGAAUGCUCAGGUUAUGUCAUGAGUGGUAGCAGGCAUCGUAGAAUGGAGGCUGUACGACUGCGUAAAGAGAACCAGAUCUACAGUGCUGAUGAGAAGAGAGCUCUUGCAUCCUUUAACCAAGAAGAAAGACGAAAGAGAGAGAAUAAGAUGCUAGCCAGUUUCCGAGAGAUGGUGUACAGAAAGACAAGAGGGAAAGAUGACAAGUAAGGACCUUGUGUUGUACAGUGGGACUUUAACAACAAUUUUAUGUAAUCAAAACAAUAUGAAAAGACUUAACGGUACUACUGUAUCUAUGAUGUUAGAAAGUCCUUCAAG
Messenger RNA from Acinonyx jubatus (cheetah), 1446 nucleotides. It is a transcript of the gene NKAPL, whose product is annotated as NFKB activating protein like. Gene Ontology annotation, cellular component: nucleus. NCBI's taxonomy places the organism in Eukaryota, Metazoa, Chordata, Mammalia, Carnivora, Felidae. Gene Ontology annotation, biological process: regulation of gene expression. The record is from RefSeq and is a predicted model, not a curated record. Gene Ontology annotation, molecular function: chromatin binding.